AAUACUUAAAAAUGUUUACAUAUAGUUGUGAUAAUAUUUAUAUUGGAAUAUUUGAAUUAUUAAAAAAAAUAGAACAUCUGCUAAUAUGGAUUACAAAAACUUUAUGUUUUUGUUUUCAGAGCGGAGAAAUUAUUCAAAUUUCAUAAUGAGCCUUUACUGAAAAUAGAACUUCCUCCUAGUAAAUUCUUUCUAGAAUCUGCAUAUGAUUGUAAAAAAGAAAUGGAUCACUAUCGGAAUAAUGUAAAAAAUUCUUUGGAUUAUGUGAGAGUAGAAAGAAGGUGUGCUAGGAGCAAAGGAAUAUGGAUAGAAGAUAAAGGUUUAUGUAAACUAACAAAAGUUGUAGGUAAUAUAUUGAAAAACUUUGGCUUUCAGGAUAAAUCUGGUAUUUAUUUAUUGCCUGAAGAAACUUUAUUCUUGAUUGAACAGAAUAAAUUAGAAUUAACUUAUAAUACCAAGCAAGUUAGUAUUUAUGAUGUGUAUAAAAUAGUCUUUAAUCAUAUUACAUUGCAAAAGUAUAAAGUAUAUAAAAACCUGGUUGAGAAAGGUUUCAAGCUUCUCAAUAAAGAAGCUAUCAGAAAAUUUUAUUCUGGAGAGAAGAAAUGUAAUGGACAAGAGUCAAAAUAUCAUAAAAAGAGAAAAAAAGCUGAAGUAACAAGUGAAAUAGAAUUAGAUUGUGAAGUAAAAAGGAGAAGGAAAGACAAUGAAUGUCCAAAUAAUUUUGAAGUGGUACAAAAAAAUGAGGAACAGAACUUUGAUGAUUUAUUUGAGAAACUUAGGAAACAUGGCCCAAAGCUUGUUCUACCAUGCGAAUCAUCAAAACAACCCGAUUAUUUUGGGUUCUUGCCCACCCCUGGGUAUAAACAUAACCAUGAGUUUAAUUUGUACAUAAGAGAAAAAAUUGACUUGAUUGAUUUUGAGAACUACGAGCAUAUUCCUAAUAUAUAUGCUAUAUAUACAAAUGAUAAUGUUACAUUUUGCAGGUAUCCAAAUGUAAAUAUUCCAAUAAUAAAUUAACUGACUUGUACAUAA
This is a messenger RNA of Harmonia axyridis, 1029 nucleotides long. RefSeq lists its product as uncharacterized. The record is from RefSeq and is a predicted model, not a curated record. The transcript has 5 exons. Gene Ontology annotation, biological process: tRNA-type intron splice site recognition and cleavage. The coding region runs from base 220 to 1014 and encodes 264 amino acids. Lineage: Eukaryota; Metazoa; Arthropoda; Insecta; Coleoptera; Coccinellidae. Gene Ontology annotation, cellular component: tRNA-intron endonuclease complex.